Messenger RNA from Meloidogyne enterolobii, 630 nucleotides. NCBI's taxonomy places the organism in Eukaryota, Metazoa, Nematoda, Chromadorea, Rhabditida, Meloidogynidae. The record is from the annotation of a GenBank genome assembly.
UUUUAAAUGAACAAUUAUACCACAACUACAGACAAAAAAAGAAAAUCGCUUUUUGGUUUUAGCAUUAAAUUAAAAUCAUUUUCCUCAUCAACUAACAACGAAUUAUUACAACGUAACAAACGACACAACAGUGUUAAUUAUUCAAAUUUUGCAUUUUCACUAAUAAAUAGAGAUGAGGAGGAAAUAGAGACAAUAGAAAAUGAAAGAGACGGCGAGAAUUUCCGGUCAGAUUCCGGAAAUGAAUUUAUAGCACAUCAGGAGAAUAUGGGAGAGUUAGAACCGGAAGACAAGCAGAGAAAUAAUAAUAAACAACCUUUCCGGUUAGCUUCCGGAAAAUACAACAACAAAGAGAAAAAGGUCGAAGAAACCGGAAAAGAAAACGGAUUAGAGAAACAGAAAAAUAACAACAAUAAUUAUACACAAAGUUUCCGGUCGAUUUCCGGAAAUAAAAAUAAUUCCCACCAUAAUCAUGGUUCAGUACAGAAUUUAGUUAUUAGACGACAAAGGGCUGCAGCUGCUUCAACAACUAAGCGUUUUCUUCCACAGGGGCUUACACAAUUGUCUCGACGACCUUCAGUGCCAUCAUCAUCUCCUUUAUCAAUUGUUGGACGUCUACGGAAAAGUAACUAA